AUGAUCCUGGCGAAUCAGACCGGGGGCAAGCAUGGCGCUGGUUUUAAGAAGGCCAAAGGCCGCAGCACCAUCGAGAUCAAGUGCCUGGGCUCCUUCGAGGGCCCCGCCACGGGCAUGUUGGUGACGGUGGGCUUUGGCAGCCGGAAACAGAAGGCCCGGGAGCUGGUGAGGCACAGCUUCGCGGAGAAGAGCUGCUGCCCCCUGCCCAAGGGCAGGGACCCGGUCUGGGAUUUGAAGGCGGCCUUGUGUAAGGUCAUGGUGAUUGGCCCUGCAUGGACGAGGGGCGAGAUUGAGAAGCCGGCCGGCUCGAAGGACAUGGGGACUUGGACGGCAGCCGCUUCGGCCUUACGCCAGCCGCCCCUGCCUCAGAGCAGUCGACACUGGCGGCUCGCCUGGAAGUUCACUGCAUCUGAGGCGCGAAUUUGUGGAGCUGUGGGCCCGGCAUGGACGAGGGGCGAGAUUGAGAAGCCCGCCGGCUCGAAGAGCAUGGGGACCUGGACGGUCUACACCCCUGAGCAGCAGGCUCGGCUAGGUGUGGAUGAAUCUGGUACAAAAGUGACCGCGGGGAACUCGGGCCAGGUGCCAUUUUUCACUGCAUCUGAGGCGCGAACUUGUGGAGCUGUGGGCCCGGCAUGGACGAGGGGCGAGAUUGAGAAGCCCGCCGGCUCGAAGAGCAUGGGGACCUGGACGGCGAACGUCUACACCCCUGAGCAGCAGGCUCGGCUAGGCCAGAUAGGCAGUCGACACUGGCGGCUCGCCUGGAAGUUCACUGCAUCUGAGGCGCGAAUUUGUGGAGCUGUGGGCCCGGCAUGGACGAGGGGCGAGAUUGAGAAGCCCGCCGGCUCGAAGAGCAUGGGGACCUGGACGGCAGCUGCCUACACGCCGGAGCAGCAGGCCCGGCUAGGUGUGGAUGAGUCUGGUGCAAAAGUGACCGCGCAAAGGUUAGGAGCUGUGGGCCCGGCAUGGACGCGGGGCGAGAUUGAGAAGCCCGCCGGCUCGAAGAACAUGGGGACCUGGACGGCGAAAGUGUACACAGAUGAGCAGCAAGCUCGCUUAGGUGUGGACGAGAUGGGGCAAAAAGUGCAGGCCGAGGCUGAGCGGCCUGCGAAGGCGGCCGCAGCGCCAGCGCCGGCGCCCGCUGCCGCUCCCAUCACCCCACAGUAUGCUGCUGCGCUGUUGCAGUCUGAAAAGCUGCUGGCUGACAUGUGCAAGAAAUACUUUCGAAAGUAUGAUGCAGACAAGGAUGGUUGCCUGGAGCUUGAGGAGAUCAAGACUCUUUGCGGGGAUCUGCACUUCAGCCUCGGCAUCGAGCUGGCUGAUGUGGCCGCUCAUGGCUUCGAGGUCUACGACAAGGCGCUGGAGGACUCUGUGAAGCCCUACUCAGAAAGCACAGGUGAAGCCAAGCUCUCUGAGGAGGACUUCCCGAAGUGGUUCUCGAAGGUGCUGGAGGACAACGUUAAGGCGCAGCUGGCAAAGGAGCAGCCAAAGCAGGAGUCCGAGAUCCUGCUGCUCAAGGUGAAGGCUGUCAGCGGGGCUAGCACGACCGUGGAGGUCCCCGCCUCCGCCACGGUGGCGGACUUCGCGGAGAUGGCCUCGGCGGCGUUGGACCUGCCCUCGGCCAAGACGAAGAUCACCACCGGGGGCGAGGUCCUGUCAGACUCCCUGAAGCUGGCAGACGCCAAGCUGGAUUCUGGCUCAGAGCUGACCGCCGUGGUGAUGAACACCAUCAAGGUCAAGCGGCACGUGUACAAUGCGCGGGGGGGCGCUCCACCGUACAGAGGCUACAACUUGGUGGCUUCCGACGAGGUAGAGCUCCUGGCGGCUUCGCCUCUGAAAGACGAGUGGGACAAACUGGUACCUGGCGACGGAUACCCUGGCGAAGCAACAAAGUUUUCUCCGACGGUGCUGGCCUUCCAAGCCACGCCAAGCGCACAAGUGCCACGAAAAUGGGAAGGUGGCAUGAACGAGGUCCCUGUCAGCGAGACUAGCACGGCGGAGGAAACCUUUGGUACAGAUGGUGAAGCUCGGAGCCCGGCAUUCCUUCAUUUGCAAGUGGAAUCAGAGGCCCGGGCAACAAAAUCUGAGGUCGAGCUUGCCAUUCUCAUACCGAUGCGGGGCUUUGACUGAGGCAGGUCGUGUUCGUUACAUUAUUUGCCGCGACCACACGGCACAGCUCUCCGCG
Messenger RNA from Effrenium voratum, 2182 nucleotides. Lineage: Eukaryota; Dinophyceae; Suessiales; Symbiodiniaceae. The record is from the annotation of a GenBank genome assembly.